AGUCCGAGUCAAGCGAGAAUCGAGACUAGCUGGGUUCUCUAGGUACACAAUGAAAAAUCAAUCGAAACGUUAAGAUUCUCCUUUGUUUCACGUUACUUUUUGAAAUGGCCUGCUGGCCAGGAUUAAGCUCUGGUCACGUGUCAUGAUUGAAAACAUUGACCGCCAGCAUCAGACAAUCUCGUUUCGUAUGUCAAUGGCAUAAACUCAUAAACGCAUUGCGUUAUGCUCUCUCAAUGAAGUUGGAUCAUUAGCCAGCUAGCUGGUAAAGAGAGCCCUAUGGUCUGGAACCUGGGCCUACGAUCGAGGUGGAGAUUCAGUCGUGAGGUGGAGAGCUACACACGAGCUGUAUGUGAGUGCAUACGUAUGACGCAGAUACUGGCUCCAAGCAAGCGUCCAGUUGUAUGCAGACACACUUGACAAGUUCAAGCUCUUCAUCCCGUGUCCUUUUUGAGCCCCUCCUUCGAUCGGCUUUCCUUUCACUCAUACCAGCCCCAUCAGACACCUCUAUCCUUCCCUUCCCGGGCCAAACUCGUUCACAUCCUCUUCAUCAUCCUCGUCCACGAUGAUCCGAUCCUAUGGCCUAGGCCUAUAGGCCGAGCCACUCAAAUCUACAAUACACUCAGUUUCUCAGUGGACAACGUGCAAGUUGAAAGUCGAAGCAUUCCAACAACAGCGGUCUGACGUGUUUCCAAGUGAAUUGAUCACAUCAUUAUGACUCGGGUGUCGGGGGAUAUCGUACCGGUUCAUGCGCAAGUCACUCGCAUACUCGCCGAUGGGACCGCACCCGCCGAUUUGGACCUAAGGAUGCAAGGGCGGCAACAUAGGGGCGAUGAGUUCGGAAUCGUUCCGUGGCUCCAUGAGCCCUUGACCAUGGACGCUCAGGAUGAUCUGGAUGAGGGCUGGAAGCGCAAGGCCACGGCUGAGGUGGCCGAGAAGGAGCAGUGGCGAGACCGAGACGUCCAGACCUUUCGAGAGCUCGUUUCAAACGAUGAAUCGGUCCAAUGCCCAACCACCGAUGAUUUCCUUCUGAAAUUCCUCCGCGCUCAAAAAUUCGAUUACGAUCGGGCCUUAGUCAUGCUGACCAGAUACUUCCGAAUGAGGAAAUGUAAUCCCGAGAAUUUCGAUAAAGCUCUCCCAUCAUUGGCCAAGUCCAUCUUCUCCCAUCAGCAACAGACCGUUCUGCCCUGUCGGGAUCGGAAUGGCCGACGAAUCUUCCUGUUCCGAGCUGGGAUAUGGGACCCCUAUCAGGUCACACCCGGCGACAUAUUUGCCGCGAAUUACCUGCUACUAGAAAUGAUUGCCCGUGAAGCGAAAUCACAAGUGGCUGGCUUGGUUAUGGUGGUGGAUCUGGCGGGUUUCUGCUUUUCGCACAUCAUGAACGUGUCCAAGGACCAUGUCAGGUCCGUGGCCAAUAUCAUACAAAACACAUUCCCAUUACGUUUCCGAGAAAUUCACAUCGUCAACGAGUCAUACCUUUUCGAUAUCGUUUUCGCCCUCAUCAAGCCAUUUCUGUCGGAAACUAUUCGAAGUCGAAUCAAGUUCCAUGGAUCCAACAUGGAAUCGUUGCACGAUUCAAUCUCGCCUUCAGUGCUGCCCUUGGAAUUCGGGGGUCAAGCCGGUCCCAUGGACAACUCAAAACUAGUCGACACUCUCCUUGAGCAUGAGGCAUUUUUCCAAGAUCUAAAUGAGUACGGAUUCGUGUCAGAUGUGGAGAAAGAAUCGCCCAAAAGUCAUCCAUAUCAGGGAUACUGUCUGGCAUCGCCAGCCGAAGAACCGUAAAUCAAUGGACCAUAUCAAAAAGAACACUGGACUGACAGCACCCCAUGAUGGAUAAUACUGAUCGAUCUUAUCGCUUUCGUUUUAAAAAGAAGCUUUCGUACCAAGGAUCAAAUGAACGAUGAACUAUUGCACCUUUCUAUAUCGAUGAAUUUUUUAUCCCUCACCGUGAUAUAACCAUAGAUCUAUUGCAAUUAUAUCCAUCAUAUCAAUGGAUGCAACGUAAAUAGGAAUCUGAGCUCCUCGAGAGUGAACUUGUCAUUUGUAACGGAAAUAAACGCAUUUAUCACCGA
Messenger RNA from Tigriopus californicus, 2069 nucleotides. Its product is annotated as alpha-tocopherol transfer protein-like. Bases 712 to 1779 code for a protein of 355 amino acids. Lineage: Eukaryota; Metazoa; Arthropoda; Copepoda; Harpacticoida; Harpacticidae. The transcript is spliced from 6 exons. Gene Ontology annotation, molecular function: phosphatidylinositol bisphosphate binding. Gene Ontology annotation, cellular component: membrane. The record is from RefSeq and is a predicted model, not a curated record.